Molecule: messenger RNA, 1344 nt
Organism: Gymnodraco acuticeps
Lineage: Eukaryota; Metazoa; Chordata; Actinopteri; Perciformes; Bathydraconidae
Product: alcohol dehydrogenase 1
Exons: 9
Coding region: 92-1228 (378 amino acids)
Biological process (GO): formaldehyde catabolic process
Cellular component (GO): cytosol
Molecular function (GO): zinc ion binding; S-(hydroxymethyl)glutathione dehydrogenase [NAD(P)+] activity
Source: RefSeq, a predicted model, not a curated record
GUUGUUUAAAACUCAAAUCCAGGUUCUCUCUUCCUCACUCUCCAGUCAGGCAGUGUUUCUUUCUCUACUCCAAACUUUCUGACACUGAGAAAUGGCUACAGCUGGAAAGGUCAUCAAGUGCAAGGCAGCAGUGGCCUGGGAGCCCAACAAGCCUUUGGUGAUGGAGGAGAUUGAAGUAGCUCCGCCCAAGGCCAACGAGGUCCGCAUCAAGAUUGUGGCAACAGGUGUGUGCCACACCGACCUGUACCAUCUGUUUGAGAGUAUGCAUAAAGAUGGCUUCCCAGCAGUCCUCGGCCAUGAGGGAGCCGGCAUCGUAGAGAGUGUCGGGCCUGGAGUCACUGAAUUUAAAACAGGAGACAAGGUCAUUCCUCUGUUCAUCUCCCAGUGCAGAGAAUGUCGCUUCUGUAAGAGUCCCAAAACCAACCAGUGUGAGAAAGGAUGGGCUGCUGAUCGUUAUGAUGUGAUGUCAGUCGAAGACUCCAGGUUUACCUGCAAGGGCAAGAAGGUGCUGCAGUUUAUGGGGACCAGCACUUUCUCUGAGUACACUGUGGUUAACCAGAUGGCUGUGGCUAAGAUCGACCCUGCUGCCCCUCUGGACAAAGUCUGUCUCCUUGGCUGUGGAAUAUCUACAGGAUAUGGAGCAGCAGUUAAUACUGCUAAGGUGGAACCAGGCUCUACAUGUGCUGUGUUCGGCCUGGGAGCCGUGGGUUUGGCUGCAGUUAUGGGAUGCAAGGCUGCAGGAGCCAAGAGGAUCAUCGCUGUUGACAUCAAUCCAGAGAAGGCUGAGAAGGCCAAGGUGUUCGGGGCGACCGACUUUGUGAACCCCAAGGAUCACAGUAAACCCAUCAGCCAAGUUCUGUUUGAGAUGACUGACGGAGGAGUGGACUUCUCCCUGGAAUGUGUCGGGAAUGUUGGAGUCAUGCGCAAUGCUUUGGAGUCUUGUGUGAAAGGUUGGGGUGUCAGCGUUCUGGUUGGCUGGACAGACUUGUACGACGUUGCUGCCCGACCCAUUCAGCUCAUCGCUGGACGCACAUGGAAGGGUUCUCUGUUUGGAGGAUUUAAGAGUAAGGAUGGCGUGCCUCAGAUGGUCAAAGGCUACCUGGACAAGAAGGUGAAGCUGGAUGAGUUCAUCACCCACAACAUGACCCUGGCCCAGGUCAAUGAUGCCAUUGAACUGAUGAAGCAAGGCAAAUGCAUCCGGACAGUCCUGAGUGUCUCUCCACAAUAAGAAAACUAUGUUGCUUUCACUAAAUGUACACACAAAUCAUGUAAUGACCUGCAGCCCAAAAAACUAUAAUCAAAUCACUACUUGAGAUUGAAUAAAAAUCAUAUUAUUGACAUUUA